This is a messenger RNA of Kwoniella mangroviensis CBS 8507, 1068 nucleotides long. RefSeq lists its product as uncharacterized. Bases 1 to 1068 code for a protein of 355 amino acids. The record is from RefSeq and is a predicted model, not a curated record. The transcript is spliced from 9 exons. NCBI's taxonomy places the organism in Eukaryota, Fungi, Basidiomycota, Tremellomycetes, Tremellales, Cryptococcaceae.
AUGCCAAAAAGACCCACUUCACCACCCAUUGAAGAUGCCCAACGAGCAAGACCAAAGCCUCGUGCAAAGUCGUAUGGCCUAGGAUUGAUGUUACGUGGUGAAGAUGUAGAGGAUCAAGCGAGUAACGUCGACUCCCAAGGUCAAGGUACGGAUAAUACGACUGCGGCUGUAUCAAAUGAUGAUAACAACGAUACUAAAUCCCCACCUCCAAGUUGGUUACCUACCUUACCACCUCAUGAGUUUAUACAAGAAGAAGAAACCAUCUUACCUUCUCUUCAACCUCCAAUUAUACCACCAACUCACUCUCAGACUCAGCCCCAGCCACAGCCUUUAGAAACGAUGACAGCUCCUACUCAUACAUUAUCACCAACACCUUCAACUGAAAAUUCUACUUUACCGCCACUCACGCCCAACACCCAAUAUGCCAUGGGUGGUUUGAACGGAUCGACAGGUCCACCCAGUCCAACGGGAUCAGCAUUCACGUUUACUUCAAGUAUGCAACAUGCUGUCUUUAGGGAAGAUGAAGGGAGGUUGUAUAAUGCUGUUCAGGAUGACUAUGCACUACCAGCUGAUACCGAAGAGAUUCAGAGACUGGAUAUACAACAUCAUGCGAUCCGCCUGCUACUCGGAGGCAAUUACCUCCCUCACGUGGGAGAUUAUCUACGUACCCAUUCGCCCCUUGGGAAAGAUAUGAGGGUACUGGAUUUAGGAUGUGGGACUGGCAGUUGGUGUUUAGAGAUGGCAAGGGAGUUUUCAGAAGCAGAAUUCAUCGGUAUCGACCUUGUACCAAUUCAACCUGACACCUUGCCCGAUAAUUGCUCGUUCGCAAUGGACGACAUAACCAAAGGUCUACCAUACCCUGAUGCUACAUUCGAUCUGGUCACUGGAAGACUAUUAGUUAUGGGUCUACGCGAUUACCCUUCUCUCCUUUUGGAUAUAGCGAGAGUGAUCAAGCCUGGCGGGAUGUAUGUGGCUACCGAACCAGAUAUCAACUUGAUUCUCCCCGAUGGCCGCUCCACAGCGGGCUUGAAAGGCUGGGUUGGCUGGGAACAGGGAUUGCAGAAGUAA